Closterium sp. Naga37s-1 is the source of this 951-nucleotide messenger RNA. Lineage: Eukaryota; Viridiplantae; Streptophyta; Zygnematophyceae; Desmidiales; Closteriaceae. The record is from the annotation of a GenBank genome assembly.
AUGGAGCCUGCGGAGGGCCUGGGCACGGACCGCGUCGAGCCGGCUUCCAACUGGACCGUCGGAUCGCUCUGCACCGCCAACGAAAAGGGAGACCCGCAUUUCACAGGCGCCGACGGCUCGCAUUUCGACUUCAGCGGCCGGCCCAAUCGCAAUUACGCGUUAAUAUCCGACGCCCACGUCCAGGUCAACGCGUUCUUCGGCGGGCGCUACGGCGUUUGGGCCAAUCACGCGAAGGCGCUGACGUGGAUUAGAUCUCUCGCCGUCAUGACCGGCCACCACCUCCUCAUCUUAGACGCACGCCGCGGCGCCUCUGCGGAAUACGGCGACGGCUACUUAGCUCGUAUGGUAGUUGACGGCAGAGUUAGGGAGUUAGACACCCCUGGAACUAGCGUCCAGCUUUGGCCGGGAGCGGAGCUAGCGUGGGUUGUGGGGGGGAAGCUAGACGGGAACGACCUGAUCGACGUGUACGAACUGAGAGUGGCGAAUGUGGUAACCCUUCACGUCACGCUACGACCGGAAAUCGCGGCGAUGCGCACGGCGACGGAUGGGACAGUGCACAUGUCGAUCGGCGUGGAUUGGGCGAGCCUUUCGCCCUCCGUGCACGGCGUGUUGGGGCAGACGUUCCGACCUGACUUCAUCGGACGGCUAGCCCAGCAGCAUCUAGUGCACAGCGAUGUAUUACACGAGGACGUGGUGCCAGGGGACAACGCGGAGGGCUUCAUAGACGGCACGGUCAAGGACUACCAGGUGUCAGCACUCAGCAAGGCGGACUGCCGCUUCUGCCGCUUCGCCCGCGCACAACUGGUAGAUGAGGAGAUGGCACGGGCGCUCGAGCUGACGGGAGGGUUCUUGCACGCAGGUGUAGGGGUGGUGGGCGGCGGUGGGUACGGCAUGAAAUUGCGAGGCGGGCCAUUCUCUUCAGGGGAGGCUCUGUUGAUGGAUGCGGAGUGA